This is a messenger RNA of Stereum hirsutum FP-91666 SS1, 1592 nucleotides long. Its product is annotated as Oxysterol-binding protein. Gene Ontology annotation, molecular function: oxysterol binding. Gene Ontology annotation, biological process: maintenance of cell polarity; endocytosis; piecemeal microautophagy of the nucleus. Lineage: Eukaryota; Fungi; Basidiomycota; Agaricomycetes; Russulales; Stereaceae. The record is from RefSeq and is a predicted model, not a curated record. Gene Ontology annotation, cellular component: membrane; cytosol; intracellular membrane-bounded organelle. The transcript has 12 exons. Bases 91 to 1263 code for a protein of 390 amino acids.
CACCACACAGCACACACCUUCCCGCCUUUCUCAAGGACCAACCAACCUUCCAAUACGCGCCUCUUUCACCCCAAGCAGAACAAGAACAAGAUGACGGACACGCCGAGUAACGAGCAGGUUGGCGAGGCCGUGCCCUCCGCACAACGUAGCAGCUGGACGUCGUUCCUCAAGUCAAUCGCCUCGUUCUCUGGCGAUCUUUCGUCGAUGACCGCACCGCCGUUCAUCCUCUCCCCGGUAUCGCUCACCGAGUUUCCUGCGUACUGGUGCGAGCGUCCAGAGUUGUUCGCAGCGAUCGCGGACGGCAAGACGCCGGAGGAGAGACAUCUCGCUGUUCUCAAGUGGUUCAUCAGCACGCUGAAGGGACAGUAUACGUCCCGGAAUGAGUCCAUGGGGUCUGAGAAGAAGCCAUUGAACCCCGUCCUUGGCGAGCUCUUCUACGGCUACUGGCCAGACACGAACGGCCGAGGACAGACGAACCUCGUCGUCGAGCAGGUGUCCCAUCACCCGCCCAUCACGGCGUAUUAUAUUUCGAACCCGAGUAAGGGGUUGGCGUUGCAGGGACAUAAUGCGCAGAAGACGAGUUUCUCGGGCGGAUCCAUCAUCGUGAAACAAAUCGGGCACGCCUCGCUCACGGUCGACCUCCCGGACGGGAACAAGGAAGAGUAUAUCAUUACGCUGCCCAGGCUCAGGAUCGACGGGCUUUGGUAUGGGAGUCCGUAUAUCGAGCUUGCGGAGACGAGCUGGAUCUCGAGUUCGAGUGGGUGGUUGAGCACUAUCGAGUACAAAGGCAAGGGCUACUUCUCCGGCAAGACGCACUCGUUCAAGGCGACGGUGACGGCGCAGAACGGGGCGCAGGUGCAUGUGAUCGAGGGGCAGUGGCACACGACGAGCAAGUCGACGAAGUCGAGCGCUAAUUUUACGGAUGUGACGGGGCCGAAGGAGGAGGUUACGGUCCAGCCAAUAGAUGCGCAGGACGAGUGGGAGAGCAGGAAGCUUUGGGGGAAAGUCGCGGCGGGGAUCAGGGGUGGCGAUUUCGAGACGGCGAGCAGGGAGAAGAGCAAGAUUGAGAAUGAGCAGAGGCAGAGGAGGAAGGACGAGGUGGCGGCGGGGACGAAGUGGGAGUUGAAACAUUUCGUGCAUGUGGAUGAGGAUCCGCUUUACGAACGCCUGGGCAAGGCGUUCAAAGCAUCCCCGCCUACCGAGGACAUGUACGUCUUCCAGAACAACGCGCCCACGUUCGGUCCUUCUGCUUCUUCCGCCUGAGGAUAGCCCAGCUUGCCUGUGCCCAAGCUACCAGCGUGUGUGGAAGGAAGGAGGACUUCCGUUAGCUUUUUUCUGUGACUGUCUGUCUGUCUCUCCAUAAUCACAUCUGUUUCUCUUCUUUGUUUCUACCAACUUCCGUUGAUUCCCGAUUCCCGUCCACACUUUAUUUUCGAUCCAUGUACGAACCCAAACCCGAACCCGUACGUUUUCGAUCUUAUCCAUCCUACAUACAACCCAACCCAAUCCAAUCCGAACGAUGCAAUACGUACUUUACGAGAAGUGGACUUUUUUUAUUGCGAAUGAUCGAUUGUUCAUUGACGUGACUGGAA